UGAUAAUCGAAUCAAGGGAGAAAGAGGUACAAAAGAUCAUGAUCAACAUUUAUAAAGAAUGAAAGCAAACAGUAUUACUGAUGUCCUCCCUGGACGUGGGCCACGAGACAUGCAGUGCCCACACGCACAUACAACAUCCGGAGUUGUAAACAUUUUUAGCUGUUAUUGUUGUUACCACUACUUUUUUUUUCCCUACAUAAAAACAUAAUGAAUACCAGCCGAGUGAUUCCCUUAACCUGUUCAGGACACACGCGACCUGUAGUCGAUCUCCACUUUUCACCCAUGGCACGCGAUGGAAGAUACUAUUUAAUAUCUGCAUGCAAAGAUGGCAAUCCCAUGCUACGCGAUGGUAUCACUGGUGACUGGAUUGGUACAUUUGAAGGACACAAAGGAGCUGUUUGGAGUGCACGAUUAUCUAAAGAUGCGACCAAGGCAGUGACGGGCUCUGCUGACUUCACUGCCAAGAUCUGGAACACACAGACGGGUAAAGAAGUCCACUCAUUCAGUCACCAACAUAUUGUGCGAACAGCCGAGUUUAGUGAAGACAAUACCAAAAUCGUCACAGGUGGACAAGAAGGCCUUUUGCGUAUCUUUGAUCUCUAUCGACCUGAGGCACACCCAUUGGAAGUACCAGGCCAUGAAGGCACGAUCAAGGCUGUUGUCUGGGACGAGGCUAACCAUGCUGUUCUGAGUGCAGGUGAUGAUGCUACAGUGCGUAUUUGGGACUUACGAACGAUGAGAGAACGAGGCAUGAUUCAGACGAAGCCUGUGUCAACGAUGACCCUCUCGAUGGAUGGGCAAUAUGUGUGCUGGGCGGCAGGCAAGACGGCUAACUUUUGGAAACCGGAUAGUCCAUUAGAAGAUGUAAAAACGAUCGAGACCAAAGAAAAGACAUCAUCUGUUUCACUUCAUCCCGAUCAUCAGAAAUUUGUGGCUGGAAGUGAUGAAGAUUUAUGGGUAAGAAUUUAUGAUUUUAAUACAGCCGAAGUCAAAGAUGUCUAUAAAGGCCAUCACGGUCCUAUUCACACUGUCAGUUAUAGUCCUGAUGGUCAAAUUUACGCAACUGGUUCAGAGGAUGGAACCAUACGUUUAUGGCAAACCGAUCCUAGUCAACCUUAUGGUCUAUGGCAAAAACCUGUUGAAGCUUAAUCUGUGGCCCAAGCGCACGAUAGCCAACUGUAAAGUGUUGAAUAAUAAAGGAGAGAGAACGUCAAGUUUAAUUUUGCACCAAGAAUCCAUAUUCUUCUGUGUUUAUCCUUUUUUAGAAU
Molecule: messenger RNA, 1268 nt
Organism: Rhizopus microsporus ATCC 52813
Lineage: Eukaryota; Fungi; Mucoromycota; Mucoromycetes; Mucorales; Rhizopodaceae
Product: serine-threonine kinase receptor-associated protein
Exons: 5
Coding region: 208-1149 (313 amino acids)
Biological process (GO): spliceosomal snRNP assembly
Cellular component (GO): SMN complex
Molecular function (GO): RNA binding; protein binding
Source: RefSeq, a predicted model, not a curated record